Messenger RNA from Saprolegnia parasitica CBS 223.65, 1224 nucleotides. RefSeq lists its product as hypothetical. NCBI's taxonomy places the organism in Eukaryota, Oomycota, Saprolegniomycetes, Saprolegniales, Saprolegniaceae. Gene Ontology annotation, molecular function: lipid binding. The record is from RefSeq and is a predicted model, not a curated record. The transcript has 4 exons. The coding region runs from base 103 to 1224 and encodes 373 amino acids.
CGACACGCUCGACAAAUUCUUGGACGCUGCCUUUCCAAUGACGCAUCGGUGCGCUGGAGCCCGCUCGGCGAAGUCGACAACGUCCACGUCUACGAAGGCGAGAUGCCCGGGCUCAAGCUCGACCGCCACACUCUGCCGUACCGUGCGAUUGGCCGCGUCCAGGCGACGCUGCCCGAGGUCGCGGGGCUGCACAACUUUGACACCCGCGACAAGUGCCUCGAGUACAUUUACGAAUACGCCGGCGACAUUAUGGACAUGAUGCCGCUCUACACGCUCGCGUCGAGCGACGACGGCAUGCACCGCAUGUACCUCAAGUGGGUCGCGUGCGCGACGCCGGUACCGGUUGUCCGGGACCGCGAUUUCGUCUUCCUCGAGACGCAAGAUGCGUUUGAACGGGACGGACGACGGGGCUGGGCCUUUUGCCAGUACUCGGUCGACUUGGCGUGCUGUCCAUCCCUCAAAGACACGGAAAUGAACCUCGUGCGGGGCACUCUCAACUACACGGGCGCCGUCUUUCUCGAGACGGACGAGCCCGGUGUCCUCGACGUCAUUUACCACGUCGCGACCAAUUUUAAGGGCCACAUUCCCGUGCUCUUGCGCAAGAUUCACAUUCGCCACCGCGCCGCGCGCAAGAUCUUGAGCAUCCAAGACUAUCUCCAGCGCCGACGGAACUACACUGGUGUGCGCUCGUCGCUGCUUGACCCGUCGCGCUGCGCCGUGUGCGCCCACAGCAGCACCCGCUUCCAGCGCCUCCGUGCCUGCCACGGCUGCCACCUGCCCGUGUGUGCGCAUUGCAGUCGCAAAUGGAGCCGCCACGGCGCACCAAGCGUCCGCGUCUGCCAACUUUGCUCGGCCGGUGCACGCCAAGGCCUCAUCUCGUCCAUGCGCAGCACGUCGUCGGGUCGAACCUUCUCGUCGUCGUCGUCGUCGUCGUCAUCGAUGUCGUCGGGCAUCAGGUCGCCCCGCCACACGAUGGUUGGGCGCAGCACUGAAAUGGACUUGUCGUAUCUGAACCUCUACCGCAACAUUCCCGAAGAAGCUAGCGGCGGCGUCUCGCCAGUCUCUUCGUCGUGCGUCAUGUCGUUGGACGUGGGCGCUUGGGACGACGACGACGACGUUGUCUCGGCUACGAUGCGGUCUGAAGCCGAUCUCAAUGCCGACUCGCACGUCGGCUUUCGCGACGUCCUAAGUCGCCUCACGAGCAAGCUUGCCCGCGUGCAUUGA